AUGAGGAAAUAUGAAGGGAGAAUCAAUCAUUCAUCAGCAGAGGAUGGUCCUGGGAACAGGUAUAAGGAUGACGUGCAAGGGGGAUGUAAUUGUUUAAAGUGCAUCGUUGAAUUUCACCUUGAAAUUUGGAAGUUUAUAAAAAAAAUGGAAGAUUACUUUCAUAUAGUUAUGCUUCUGUCCUUAUCUACAUCGGCGGUCUACGGUUGCAUGGGAGGAUUCUUAAUUUCAGAGAUGCUGACGAAUAAACUAUAUGCAAAAGCGUUGGGGAGAAUUUUUUGGCUCAUAAGUGUUCACGCUGGAAUGACCCUGAGCUAUUGGCUGACCGAAAUAUGUCAACAAAAUAGUUAUUCCCUAGGUGAAGCUGCUUAUUCUAUUCAAUGGACCGCGAAAGACCCUAAAAUCUCACGGGAUCUGCUUUUUAUCAUUCGACAGUCGAGAAUUCCUCUGAAAUUUAAGGUGGGAAAAUAUUACGUACCUUCUCUACAUCUGCUAAGGAAGUUUAUUUUUACAAUACUGUCAUACACAUCAUCCCUGGUGGCUAUAGCAAGUCGGGAGACCCGGAACUAA
This is a messenger RNA of Diachasmimorpha longicaudata, 567 nucleotides long. RefSeq lists its product as uncharacterized. Gene Ontology annotation, cellular component: plasma membrane. The record is from RefSeq and is a predicted model, not a curated record. The transcript has 3 exons. The coding region runs from base 1 to 567 and encodes 188 amino acids. Lineage: Eukaryota; Metazoa; Arthropoda; Insecta; Hymenoptera; Braconidae. Gene Ontology annotation, molecular function: olfactory receptor activity; odorant binding. Gene Ontology annotation, biological process: sensory perception of smell; detection of chemical stimulus involved in sensory perception of smell.